This is a messenger RNA of Aspergillus eucalypticola CBS 122712, 183 nucleotides long. RefSeq lists its product as uncharacterized. The transcript is spliced from 2 exons. The record is from RefSeq and is a predicted model, not a curated record. Lineage: Eukaryota; Fungi; Ascomycota; Eurotiomycetes; Eurotiales; Aspergillaceae. Bases 1 to 183 code for a protein of 60 amino acids.
AUGUUCAUCUGGGCCUGCUUCUACCUGUCGCAGAACUCUGCCUUUAAGCAGCUACGGCACGGAGAGAACGUGGUUGAUCCGGAGCAGACCGUGGCCGACCAGCUUUGGCGGCAGUUCGCCGAGGCCAAAGUCCUCCUGACCCCGCGGUCUUAUUACCACCCCUGGGAGGGGCCGGACCCUUAA